Messenger RNA from Coffea arabica (coffee), 1949 nucleotides. The record is from RefSeq and is a predicted model, not a curated record. Lineage: Eukaryota; Viridiplantae; Streptophyta; Magnoliopsida; Gentianales; Rubiaceae.
AAUCAACUAUGAAGUUUUGAUGAACGCCCGCAAAAACAUAUCUUUUCUAAUUCUAUAAUUUUUUAAAUUCUUUUCCUUUAAAAUUUGAAGAAAUGGGUAAUGGAAUCGGAAAAUUAAGCGUUUGCUUCACCUGCGCCGACGGCGGAGCUUAUGAAGCUCCGAGGAAGAGAGAUUUAGCUGCCGUGAUAUCUGACCCUUUAGAUGAUUUGGGUCAUUCUUUCUGCUAUGUUCGGCCCGAUCAGACCCGGAUAUCUUCUUCUAAGGUCCAUUCCGAGGAGACCACUGCUUCAACCACGACGUUUAAGUCAAUCUCCGGUGCUUCCGUUAGUGCCAAUACCUCUACUCCGCUUUCGACCGCCUUCGUCGACGUCUAUACUUACAACAGCAUCGAUAGAGCCUCUGCCGCCGCCGCCUUCGAGAGCUCCACCUCCUUUGCUUCAAUCCCUCUUCAACCCAUCCCGCGAAAUUCAACUGGAUACUCCGGCCCGUUAUCGAGCUCUGGGCUUAUCCCGGGCUCUGGCCCGAUUGAAAGGGGAUUUUUGUCGGGCCCGAUAGAGAGGGGGUUCAUGUCGGGCCCUCUUGAUCGGGGGCUCUUUUCAGGUCCUCUUGAGAAGGGUUUCUCUGAUCAGUUCCAGAGAAGCUUCUCUCAUGGGGGUUUCGCGUUUCGGCCCAGAUCAAGAAAAGGCUCGCUGAUUCGGGCCCUGCAGAGAGCUUUGUCAAAGACAAUCAGUAGAGGUCAGAACUCAAUUGUUGCUCCAAUCAAGGGUGUUGUUUCAUUGAAAGAAAAUGAGUGGAUUGUGGAUUCUGAAAAGCAGAAUGAGUUGACCAUUAGUAGUGUUAAUUUGAGCAGUGAAGGUAGCUUAGAUGAUGAUGACUCAUCAGAAAGUCAGAAUCUUCAGUGGGCUCAGGGGAAAGCAGGGGAGGAUAGGGUUCAUGUGGUUGUUUCUGAGGAGCAUGGAUGGGUUUUUGUAGGGAUUUAUGACGGAUUUAAUGGCCCCGAUGCUCCGGAUUAUUUGUUAUCCAAUUUGUAUUCAGCUGUUCAUAAGGAGCUGAAGGGAUUGUUAUGGGAUGACAAGUUUGAUUCUUUAACUAAGAGUUCCUCUGCCUCGGUUGAGACCUUGAAUUCAGGAAUGGAGGAUUUGAAUCAGAUUAGUAAGGAGGAGGUUUCACGGGAUAGGACUAAAGAUGGUUGUUCUAGAGGAGUAGAGCAGGAGAGUUAUCCGUGUGGAAACGGAGAAGUGACAUUUGAUUCACAAAUCAGUAAAAAGACUAGAAAAAGUUCGAAGGGUAAGUAUAGAGGGGCUGCCAAGAGAUGGGAGGAGAACCAGAGGAAGUGGAGGUGUGAAUUUGAUAAAGAGAGAUUGGAGCUCGACAGGAGGUUAAAAGAGCAAUUGAAUAAGAAUAGGUUGAAUGGAUCGGGGACAAUUAAUCACAGGUGGGCAGAGGGGAUGCCGUAACUAUGCAGACUGCUUACUCCAUUGAAUGAUAAGAGGAAUCCGACAGGUGGAAUUAAUCACCCAGAAAUCCCCAUAGGACAUGGUUAUAUAGGAGAAUUCUAUUACAAGCUUUCGCAUACUAAAACCAGGGUAUACAUAAUACAUUACAAUUCAUGAGGUGUAGGCAACAGAUUUAUUUCCUGUUUAAGAAAUUUUUCCGUAUUGACAUGCUUUGGAACUCUAUCCACUUGCCUACAAAUUUGUGUUUGUAUGGCAUAAACAUGCAUGCAUUUGUUUUAUCCCAAUGAUGACAUUAUAUAUCUGAAAACUUAACUUGCUGUUUCUACUGCUUACAAUUCUCAUUGACACAGUAUAAAUACACUCAGACUCUGCAUCCUCAUGAUGCCACAAAAAAUGCCAUAGCUAUGGGAUCUAAAGGCUUACCAGUUUCUUGUCUAUUUCUAUUAAGAAUUCACACUUCCAGUUUUCUUCAGUUUAAUAAGUAAAAACAGC